AUGAAGGCGCCACCUAAGGAUAUAAUUCCGGAAAGUGAAGGUAUGUUUGGUUUUCUCCUUUUUUUUUUCCCCCCUUCUCAAAUUGAGUUUCUCGUACUAACGCAAUUUUUUUUUUAUUCCAGAGGACCGAUAUAGACAGAAAUGCAAAGAGUUGAAAAAACGAGUGUUGGAAGUUGAAGAGAGUAAUGAAAUAGCCACCAUUGCCCUCAGCAGAACGCAGGCUUCAAUACGUCGAUUGAGACUUGAAUAUGCAAUUCUACUCGAAAGAUUAGAGGAUAGAGCACGCAAUAUCCCCGAUGGUAUAACCAAUUUUGAAGAAAUGGCCGGCCCACCAACACCAAACAUCUUGGAUGACACCUUGGUGAAAAAUGCCAAGAAUGGAAGUUCAUCAGGUAAAAAGUCCACGAGGAAACUCAUAAUCAAACCACCAAGUGGUGGACCGAACGGUGUGGGUAGCAGCGGCGCCGGCGGUCACGGCGCUGGUGGUGAUGGCCACCACCAUCAUCAUCAUCAUUCAACUGGUAAAGUUGCAAAGACGAGAGAUCCAGAUUUGCCCAAGCGACCAACUAAUGCGUAUUUGAUAUUUUGUGACCAUGAAAAGGAACGAUUGAAGCAAGAAGAUGCCGAAGGUUCGAGAGAUUUAAACAAGACCAUGACUGAUGCUUGGAAAAAUCUAAGUGAAGAAGAUAGAAAACCUUAUUAUAAACUGUACGAGGAUGACCGAGUUCGGUAUCAAAAAGAAAUGGUUGAGUAUAACCGGAAAAAGAAUAAAGAGACUCGAGUGAAGCUUGAACGCGAGCAGGAACAAGAACAAGAUCAGGAGCAGGAACAAGAUCAGGAGCAGGAGCAAGAACAAGAACAGGAACAUGAUCAGGAGCAGGACCACGAGCAAGAACAAGAGCAGGACCACGAGCAAGAACAAGAGCAGGACCACGAGCAAGAAGAGGAUCACGAGCAAGAACAUGAACAGGACCACGAGCAUGUGGAUGUGGUGGAUGAGGAUGACGAAGAUGACGAUGAGUCGGAACUGCCUGCCAAGCGACAAAAACUCAACAACUCAACCUUCGAUGCCGAUGCUGAUGCCGAUGCAAUGCAAGAGGAUGAUGCAUCAGCGCAGACUAAAGUUGAGGAUACCAUCGAUGAGCAAGCUGAAUAG
This is a messenger RNA of Lodderomyces beijingensis, 1156 nucleotides long. NCBI's taxonomy places the organism in Eukaryota, Fungi, Ascomycota, Pichiomycetes, Serinales, Debaryomycetaceae. The record is from the annotation of a GenBank genome assembly.